Haliotis rubra (blacklip abalone) is the source of this 779-nucleotide messenger RNA. RefSeq lists its product as uncharacterized. The record is from RefSeq and is a predicted model, not a curated record. The transcript is spliced from 2 exons. Lineage: Eukaryota; Metazoa; Mollusca; Gastropoda; Lepetellida; Haliotidae. Bases 142 to 561 code for a protein of 139 amino acids.
UUCACUUACCCCGACAAUACUCGGAAUUGUGUCACUUCUAGGAAACUGACUGCGCGCCAUUGCUGUACGAGCUCCGUUCACAGACACCUGCCUGUCCUACACCUGCCUGUCCUACACCUGCCUCGCACUAAGGUUUCGGGAAUGGCGACCUGUUCUGCGGAAACUGAGGGAAACAGCCAAACCCUGAUCGAUAGCCCAGGCAUUCCAUGGAACCAAUGGCCUAAAAAAAAGAAGAAAAUAGCAGGAAUCUACGUUAUCAAACAGGAUGGAUUGGUCAUCUACGUUGGGAGGUCCAAAGAUAUAGAACAACGCCUGAAGUCACACUGCUACGGGAAGGUGCAAGCCAUCGACGAACACAUUGCUGAUACCGCUCCCAAGUGGCUCAGCUACAACUAUGUGAUUGACCCCGACCAGAAGUGUAAUGAGCACUGUUAUAUAGACCACAUUACUCAGUUGCAAAGAGGUCAGAGGCCGGAGUUCAACAGAACUAGGGGAGAUGCGUGUACCCAUUGUCAGAGAAGAAAACCCGGUGACAAGGAUACAGAAUGUGCGAUUCUCUGAAACGAAAUCCAGAAUGUCACGAAUCAGUUAAAGAAGGAAGUUCAUCUGACUUGCCAAAAGCUGGCUGAAUAAUGUAUAUAUACAUCUGAGACUUGUGUUAAUCUUUGCCACGUUCAUUCACGAAGAUAUAUAAGAGAGUGAGUGAGUGAGUGUGUUAAUAUUUAUCGUCACAUCGGCAAUAUUAUAUAAAAGAGAAAUAAACAAGAUGACAUUGAAAA